AACUUAGAAAACCCCAAAAACCUACGACCCAACAGGUAACAGAAAGAAACCAAAGAACAGAAGAGGUCAUUCGGGAACAAGAAGAUUUGCAAACAAGAAAUGACUGGGAAGCAACUUUCUGA
This is a messenger RNA of Dentiscutata erythropus, 122 nucleotides long. Lineage: Eukaryota; Fungi; Glomeromycota; Glomeromycetes; Diversisporales; Gigasporaceae. The record is from the annotation of a GenBank genome assembly.